Triticum aestivum (bread wheat) is the source of this 738-nucleotide messenger RNA. RefSeq lists its product as uncharacterized. Lineage: Eukaryota; Viridiplantae; Streptophyta; Magnoliopsida; Poales; Poaceae. The record is from RefSeq and is a predicted model, not a curated record.
UCGCUCGAUCCCCAUCACCAGCGCCUCCUCACCCUCUCCCUCGAUCCCAUCCUCCCCGACGCCCUCCCCUACCUAGCGCCCUGCCUUGCUCUGCCAUGAACGCCCGGAAGACCUCGCGGCUUCCUCCCCCAGUUUUCGUCGUCCACUCGAGAGGAGCUCGCGGCUGCCCGACGUCGGAGCUCCUCCGGCCAUGGCGCCCGCGCUGGCAACCCUGCAGGUCGCUGCCCCGCUCCCUCAUCCCGCCCCACCGGAGCCCAGCAGGUCGAAGACCGCUCCUCCUCUGCCUCGCGUCGCCCUCCGCCGUCAAGUGCUUCCCCCGUCCGGAUCCGUCGGGCCCUGCCAUGGCUGCGACCUCCUGUCAAGCGCCGGGACGAAAAACAGCAGCUCCCUUCUGCGCCCUCCAGCGACCCCACCGUCCGGCCGUCGCGUUGUCAUCUCCAGCUUCCCGCGCCCUCUGACCUUCGCUGCUACCCAGCGUCGUCACCUUCCUGCAUCCAUGGCCGGCCCCUCCGAGAGCUUGGCAGGAACCGCGUCCUUCCACCCCGACGGCGCCCAAGGCCCCAUGUUGCCAUGGCCUUUGCUGGUGUUAGCUGUUGCUCCACACACGCCCCUGCUAGUUGCUUCGACUCUCUGCCCGAGCUCCGUUUUUCAUCAUGGACGUGGGGUAGCUGCUGAACCUCGCCAUGGUUCUGUCCAACGCCGCAAGUCAGACGCCAGGAGCACCUCAAGUUCGACUAC